Molecule: messenger RNA, 1567 nt
Organism: Ectocarpus siliculosus
Lineage: Eukaryota; Phaeophyceae; Ectocarpales; Ectocarpaceae
Source: the annotation of a GenBank genome assembly
AUGGCGGACGAGGGCCAGGGGGAAGACGAUUCCAAUUCUUCUGGGUGCUCGUACGUGACGUUGACCCCUGGCGAUGCAACCCACUUCCCAGGCAAGGGGUACACAGUGAGCGUCCACUACGUCGGAAAGUUGGAAACAGACCAUUCAGUUUUUGAUUCAAGCCAUGCGAGACACGCACCCCUCCAGUGCAAGAUCGGGCUUGGACAACUCAUCAGAGGGUGGGAAGAGGUUCUCCCCAAGAUGAGCGUUCACCAGAAGAUACGGUUGACCGUACCGCCAGACUACGGGUACGGGAUGAACGGCUACCCUCCGAUAGUGCCGGCGAACGCCACCUUGAUCUACGAGUUGGAACUCUUGGGGUUCGCUGCGCCAUAGUGAAGCGCAUGCGAGCACGGAAGAAGUCUCGUGUGUUGGAGUUUCACAUGAAUGAAUGAGGAUCAUUUCGAUCUUUUCAUUGUCCGGAAUUAAACCAAAUGUCGUUUGUUAGUUGCCCUGUUGCCGAAGACUAGUGCACUGCAUGCCAACUUGAGUCGUGUAAUCACGAGGGGCCUUGUGACCGCGAUGCACAUUAGCUGUUCGUUGUAAGUUUGUCACUGGCGGGUGCUUCAACCAUCCUCUACCUACGACCGCCAUUGCUCGCAGUAGUAUCACGUACCGCACCUACCAUUGGGCUUCUCAACUCUCGGGAGCCACGUGUCAACGUCACGCAAAAUUAUAUUUCUAUCCCCUUGAGGUGCUUGUACCUUCAAUUUCACGAUAAUGGUGCGGCAAUCGUCGUCGACCCUCCUGCCCGCUCGUCCACCAUGUAUUUGAGAAAAAAGAUCUUCGGUAAUUCGUUGUUAAGUUGUUAUGCACUUGACUUUAAAAAUCGCCAUUCCGAUCCUCACAACAUCUCGUCCUCUUCGACGCUCUUCGAAGGCCAACGAACGAACUUCCUUGGCUGCAAAAACAUGACCAGAAGAAGCUACUUCUGUACCAAAACCAAUAAAAAAAAAACUCAAAAAAAUACCUAGAGGGUGAGUCCUACCAUCGGUGAGCAAACCCAAGCGCCUAGCGGCAUAGUGUGUCUCGCAACAAGUGCGAUGGGCCUGGAUCACAAUACAAUAAAAUAUAAAAAACGGGAAGCGGAGUCAAUUUCUCCAUUUGGAAGCGAAGUCAAGAACAGACUAUCCUAAACGGUAGUACAGCAAAACAUCCCUGUAGACCACCCAUCUUACAUGUAGCACCCCUAAGAAGCUGUGCAUGCAACCACGCAACCGAACGUCGCCACGCGUGAACAUCCUCGGGUCCCACAACAACAAAACCAUCGUCAUCUCUAUCCGGUUGCCAUACACAGCAAAGAGCGCUGACAAAUAUAUGUGCCUCCCAUUUUCCAUACCCGCCCCCCCCCCAUGCAGAACACCGGUUCGCGAGAAAGCCGGCAAAUUACGUCACGCGUAAGCAACACGGUAGGGCACGGACAAGUGUGGAUUUAAAUGCGAGCGGCGUGUAGAGCACCCGUGAGAUGUUCCACGGAACAACGAUAAAACAGAUAUGAAAACAUAAGAACAUAAGGCCAGACCACCCC